Adelges cooleyi (spruce gall adelgid) is the source of this 1157-nucleotide messenger RNA. RefSeq lists its product as uncharacterized. The coding region runs from base 43 to 876 and encodes 277 amino acids. The record is from RefSeq and is a predicted model, not a curated record. The transcript is spliced from 14 exons. Lineage: Eukaryota; Metazoa; Arthropoda; Insecta; Hemiptera; Adelgidae.
UUAGGAAACAAAUUCAAUAUUUCACUUUUUACAGUGCGAUAUAUGGAAAUUCUUUGCCGUACAAAUGAAGUCAUAGAGCGUGCUUCUCAUAUUAAUGAUUUAACAGUUGAAGGAAUUUCUGGAAUAAAUGGAUUGGAGUAUGUAAUUGAAACAAUGGUUGAUAAUAACAAUUAUUAUGUGGAAUUCGGCAAAAUCAAUUUUAUGAUCGCUCUACCAGAUAAUAUAGAAAUGGUCGCCUAUAUAAGAGAACCUUUAUUCUUCGAUACCGAAAUAGAAAAAGCUGAAAAUCUCCAGUAUAUAAUGCAAAUGGAAAUAAUAAAUACAUUAAAAUUGCUUAAUAUUAGUAUUCCUCUUCCGGAAGGUGAUGAAGACCGAGUUUUCAUAUACGUACCCACACAUUUGAGCACCCUUGCAGAACCGAGAAGACGUCUUGUUAAACCAGCUCUUAAAAAUAUAAUCAAACGUACAUUAAUAACCAUGUUUAACCAGUUUAAUAUGAAGCAACCAGAAAUAAGAGACACAUCAACUGAUGUUGUCAAAGAUUUGGGACGCUUAAAUUUGACAACCCUUAUAAAAGAGACAAGAGUUUCUGGAACAUCUUUAAAAAAUAAAAUGCGGCGUGCAUUAGGAACUAGUAAUCCUGAAGUUGAUGAUGAACCAAAUGAAUCUUUAUUAUUUCGAUUGUGUCGUUCGUUAGGAUUGUACAUGAGUACACAAAAUCCAACAUCAUACAUAAAUCAUCUUCGAAUUGAUUCCACUAUUUGUAUCAUGUACGAUGGAAUUACACAACAAAGAUACAAACAAUUUAAAGGCAUAUGGUGGCAAAUAGACAAAGAUAACCGUAGAAUACAACUACUUGAGGAAUUAAUAAUAUAAUUUUGACCGGGAAUCAAUGGUUUAACUCAUUUGAAUUUUUAUUAUACUCUUAUUAUUAUCUUCAACAAACAAAAUCAAGCUGUACCUACAUUUAAAAAAUAAAUCAUAACCUAUAUCAUAUCCUAUUUCAUGUAUCUUCAUAUAAUUCUGUUAUGUUUGGAAUAAUCUAUUGUUAUUUUACUGUUUUAUUGGCAAAUGUGUAAUGUGUUUAAAAAAAGUAAACAAGUUAACAAGCAAAUUAUUGUGAAAAAGCGACCUCAAAAAUAUUGUUUUUUUGUGUU